Messenger RNA from Pelobates cultripes (western spadefoot toad), 18318 nucleotides. NCBI's taxonomy places the organism in Eukaryota, Metazoa, Chordata, Amphibia, Anura, Pelobatidae. The record is from the annotation of a GenBank genome assembly.
CUCUGGGACAUGAAGUCUAAAGACAAGGCGGAAGUGAAGAAGACAAGCGUGCUAGGUUGGUAAUGCGGAAAUGCUGACCCGUUGUUUGGGUUUUUGAUAGACAUCUGACCAAGUGCUUUGUGUUAGGAUCUUUUGCUUACACGGAAUGCAGCUCUCAUGGUGCUCAGCCAUCCACAGCUGUGCAUUUUUAGGAGGUGCCUUUGCUUUUUUUUUUUUUUUGUAAACAUAUAUUUAAUAUAAUAAUGUGCAUUUAGACCGGUGAUUAUCUCCUGUUUUACUACAGAAUUUCUGACAGUGACGAUGUUUUGGGUUUUAGGGCAUGGUAACUAGAUAUGAACAGUAGAGGUAGCAGGUCAGUUGGGGAUCAUGGGAGUUGCAGUAAAGAACUGCCUUUUAUAUUUUUAUGCAUUUUAAGUGACACAUGGAUACACCUAAAGCUCCAUAUAUAAAGACUCAACUGUACAUAUGUGUGUAAUCUCAGAGGACAUUUGUUUGUGUAGUUGAAUGAACAAUCAUUAUUUGUAAUACUAGGAUUUUUAAAGCACCAACAUAUUCCACAAUGCUUUACAAUUUGGGGAAAGGUCAGUACUAAAUAUAUAUAUAUAUGUAUAUAUAUAUGUAUAUAUAUGUGUGUGUGUGUGUGUGUGUGUGUAUGUAUAAAAAAAAAAAAGAGAAAUCUCUUGCACUCACGCUGUAAAUAUCCCUUGGUUCCCGGGUGCUCAACCAGGGCUUGGUUAUCCAGAUAGCCAAAGAGGUAGCAGCACUCACAGAGUUUAAAAAAAUCUAAUCUUUAUUUGGUCAUCUUAAAAAUCACGAUCAACGUUUCAGUCCUCUAUAUGGGACUUGCUUCAGGAUCAAUAUGGUUUUAAACUCCAUGAGUGCUGCUACCUCUUUGGAGAUAUAUAUAUAUAUAUAUAUAUAUAUAUAAUUUUUUUAAUUUACUUUUUUCUUCAGGAAAUUUAUAGAAAUUUUAAAAGGAACUGACGAGCUACAAAAUUGUUAAAAGAAUGGAGCAUUUUAGUUACAAAGAAAAGUUAAAAAAAUGUAAAUCUGCUUAGUUUUAGAAAAAUGGCACCUGAGAGGGGAUAUGAUAACAUUAUACAAAUAUAUUCGGGCCAGUACAAACCUUUAUCUGGAAAUCUAUUCAUAAACAGGGCUAUACAUAGGACACAAGGUCACACAUUUAGGCUGGAAGAAAGGAGAUUUCAUCUAAGGCAAAGAAGUUUUUUUUUUUUUACAGUAAGAGCAAUAAGGAUAUGGAAUUCUCUGCCUGAAGGUUUUGUCAGAGUCUAUACAGAUGUUUAAACUGCAAUUGGAUAAAUACUUGCAAAACAUAACAUACAGGGGUAUCAUUUCUAAUUAGUGGGGUAAUAGCUGCUUGAGCCAGGGAGACAUCUGACUGCUAUUUUAGGGUCAAGAAGGAAUUUUUUCCUAGUUUGUUGCAAAAUUGGAAGCGCUUCAGACUGGGUUUUUUGCCUUCUUUUGGAUCAACAGCAAAAACAUAUGUGAGAAAGGCUGAACUCGAUGGACUCAAGUCUCUUUUCAGCUAGGUAACUAUGUUCAGCACAUGUGACUAUGGCCUGGGCUGACAAAUAUCAAUGCUGUGCAAAAAUUACACUUGUCGUCAUCACGCUAGUGACAGGCGUAAUGGAAUCCUGUAUCUGCUCUCUGUCCAUUCCUUCCUGCUCCCCAUACCCUCUGCUAUUUUUAACUUCUUCCAACCCACCCGUCUCCCUCCCCCUACCUUCACCAAUGCAGAGCAUGCGCAUGAGCUCUGGCUCUGUUAAAUGGUCCAAUCAAUGUGUUCUCUAUGGGAAGUUUUUGAUUGGACAUCUGCGUGGCUUCUUUGAUGUCAGAUGAUUCAAGGUAAGCAAAACCUUAUUUUAAUAAAUUUUUUCAAUUUUUUUUUUUAGCAUUGUAGGGGAGCCUAAAGAGAGAAGCCAAAUAAGCAUUAUUUAAAAAAAAAAAAAAGAGCCAAAAAGGGUUUGGAUUGAUCCUUUAAUUAUUGUAGUGUCUUAUGCAUGGCGCUACUGGACAAAAUGUAGAAUGCUUAUGUUGGUGUACAGCAUUUCUCCUUGAUGAUCAAUGUGUGCAAAAGAUGUACCUGAGGCAUCAUGGGAUGGCAACAUUGCUGCAAUGCAGUGAAGAUUGUUUUUCCUUGCCUCCGCUGCAUAUUGUUUAUUCUUAUCAAGUAAACCAUUAUAGCUUUGGUAAGCUCUUAUUUUUACUCUGUAUAGCUCACAAAUGCCUGGUACAGUCUCGUCUGGCUAAUCUGUCUCUCCAAUGCAGUAGACCAGUGCCUUAUACUUGCCAACUUUUCAAAUGAACAAAGAGGGGCUGUCUUAUAUUAGGAGUGUGGCUAGGGGCUGUCCUGUUCUGAGAAAGUUUAGGUGACUUACUAAUAACCUUGUCUGUAAUUUAUAUGAAGACACUGUAUUUCAUUCACACAGACUAGUUUCUAAACAAAUGUAUUGUAGUUUAAAUAGCAAAUUACUAGCAGUAUUAUUGCUAUGGAGCUCUGUUUUACACAGAGAUGCAGCAACAAUAUGGAGCUCCCUGAAAAGAGGUAUAUUGAUUUUAAAUAGGUUAUGUCCCUUCUAAAUAGGGAUAUGUGGGACAUAUAAUAAUACAGAGAGCAAAUUAGGUAAACAUAUUUUUGAGCAUCUUGGUUAAAGGAAGACUAAUGUGCUCGCAAAUAACUCUCUUAAAGAAACAUUCAUUUGUUCAAAUACAACCCCCAAUGAUUAAUAGAUAUACCCUCAAUGAAAUAAAUGCAUAACUAAUAAUUGAAAAUAUGCAUAUUUUCAGUGAGGGUAUGUCUAUAAUCAGCUUGCUAAAGCUGCAUAUCUCUUGUCUGCUACCUUUGCAAGCUCUCCCCUUUCUAACUCUGCCAAGGCUUUCUGUCACUGUCCAAUCACAGACUACAUUAGAAGCCUUGCAAGGCAGGUGGUCUGUGCUAUUGCUGCCUCUUGUGUAUAUGCUCACUUAGCAAAACAAUCAGGAAAUAACCAGACCAUUUUAUUGACAGCCAGGGAAUGUAACAAGGUUAAUUUAUAAAAGUGCCAUUUACUGUUGAAAUCUGCACUUUUUGUAAAAUGGGGGGAAAAAACCCACACACAUAAAACUUAAAGGACCACUAUAGUGCCAGGAAAACAUACUUGUUUUCCUGGCACUAUAGUGCCCUGAGGGUGCCCCCACCCUCAGGGUCCCCCUCCCGCCCGGCUCUGGAAGGGGAAAGGGGUUAAAACUUACCUUUUUCCAGCGCUGGGCGGAGAGCUCUCCUCCCCGUCGGCUGAAUGCGCACGCGCGGCAAGAGCUGCGCGCGCAUUCAGCCGGUCGCAUAGGAAAACAUUUACAAUGCUUUCCUAUGGACGCUGGCGUGCUCUCACUGUGAAAAUCACAGUGAGAAGCACGCAAGCGCCUCUAGUGGCUGUCAAUGAGACAGCCACUAGAGGCUUUGGGGGAAGGCUUAACCUAUUAAUAAACAUAGCAGUUUCUCUGAAACUGCUAUGUUUAUUAAAAAAUGGGUUAACCCUAGCUGGACCUGGCACCCAGACCACUUCAUUAAGCUGAAGUGGUCUGGGUGCCUAGAGUGGUCCUUUAAGUUCAACAGUAUCACAAUAUAACUGUUCACCUAGCGUGGUGGUAUGAAGUUAUGGCACAAACAAAUUCUUCAAGGGACACUCCAGACCAGAGAGUAUGUGUGAAAAGUGUGUCCUCUAUUUAUUUCAUUUCAGUUUACAAAACUUGCUAAGUUCAAUAGUAAUUGGCAUUUCAUUGACCCCUCAGGACGGAGUCAAUAGUACACGUUCUGAUCAAAGCAAAAUGUAAACAAAAACUGUAAUUUGCGCUAAAUGUCUGUUCAUCCGUAAUUCACCUCUUUCAUAUUAAGUGCACCCACAUUUAUUAUAUAUCAUUUUGUUCAGGAGAAACUGGGCUUUAAUUUCUCAUGAACUAUUCAUAAUUGAAACAUAAUUUAUUAUGAAUAAAUUUAAAAAAACUGUUAGAAAUUAAGAUUAAAAAAAAAAUUGUAGACAUUUUAGCUGUAAAUGUCAUAAUACUGUUAGCUUUAACCGCAAAAAACCCCACAUAUUUGGAUUCAGCAAAGUCUCACGAGUACAACAGUACCCCCCAUCUCAACAGUUUUUACAGUGUUUUGAAAAGUUACAGGGUCAAAUAUAGCACAUUCCAUUUUUCAGUUUCUUCAAAUUGAAAUUUGCCAGAUUAGUAAUGUUACCUUUGAGAGCGUGUGGUAGCCCGGGAAUGAGAAUUACCCCCAUGAUGGCAUACCAUUUGCAAUAGUAGACAACCCAAGGUAUUGCAAGUGGGGUAUGUCCAGUCUUUUUUAGUAGCCACUUAGUCACAAACACUGGCCAAAGUUAGCGUUCAUAUUUGUUUUUGUGUGAAAAAAGGAAAAAAAAUUAUAUUUGGCCAGUGUUUGUAACUAAGUGGCUACUAAAAAUGACUCGACAUACCCCAUUUGCAAUACCUUGGAUUGUCUACUUUUGCAAAUGGUAUGCCAUCAUGGGGGUAAUUCUCAUUCCUGGGCUACCAUACGGUCUCAAAGGCAAAGUAACCAAUCUAGCAAAAUUCAAUGUGAAAAAAUGAAAUGCAAGCCUUAUAUUUGACUCUCUAACUUUCCUAAACACCAUAAAACCUGUACAUAGAGGGUACUGUUAUACUUGGGAGACUUCACUGAACACAAACAUAAGUGUUGAUUGGCAGGCACGUCAAUCAAAUUCUAAUUAAUAAAAUCACAUAAUUAUGUUAAAAGAUUACUUAAAUAUACACGUAGAAUUUUAAUAUAUAUAUAUAUAUAUAUAUACAUAUAUAUGUAUUUAAAUUCUAUGUGUAUACUUAUGGCGUUAUUUAUGUAAUUUUAUAUAUAUAUCUAUAUAUAUUUUGUAGUUGCAGUUAUUUGUAUUUUAUAGAUAGAUAUAUAUAGAAUGUCAUUCUAAGUGUAUUUUGUUAUAUAUAUAUAUAUAUAUAUAUAUAUAUAUAUAUAUUAACAAAAUACAGUUAGAAUGAGAUUACAUAUGUAUAUAUAAUUUAUUUAAUUUUUUUUAAAAAUACUUUAUUUAUUUUAUUAUUUUAUUUAUUUAUUAUUGUAAUUAUACGUGUAUAUAUAAAUAUAAAAUAUAUAUAAUGUAUCUUAUAUAUAUGAAACGUCUGUCUAAGUGUAUUUUAAUACUAAUAUAUGUACUUAUAAUAACAUUAAAAUACACUACAUAUGACGUUACAUAUAUAUAAGAUGUAUAUAUAUUAUACAUAUAUAAGAUGUAUAUAUAUUUUAUAAAGAUGUGUGUGUGUGUGUAUAUAUAUAUAAUAUAUACAUACAUACACAUACAUACAUACAUACUUUUAUUUUAAACUUGUUUGUUUAAUUUUUUUUUUUAUACUUCCCACCAGCAGGGGGACUGUCUGACAUUUCAGACAGACCCCCUGCUGGCAGAUCCACAGCCAGCUAUAGGGGGCCAUGUGAUCGCUCUUUGAGAGCGAUCACAUGGCCCCCGCGGGCCUGAUUUGCCGGGGGAGGGCUGUCUGGGCUGAGGAUCGCGGCGGAGGUAAGUACCGCUGAGCUCCUGGGGCAGAAAGCAGUUACGGUGUUCUAUGCCGCCGCAACGGCUUUAAAGCCCAUUUAAUGCUGGACGUAAUGGCGUUAAGGGGUUAAAUUACCCUUGCUACAACCCCCUGGCUGUCAAUCAGAUAACCAGUCCUGUUAUUUCCUUGUUGUUUAUUCCUAAUGGAACUAAACUCGAGAAGUAGGCAAGUGCUCAGAAGAAGCAGCUUCAUGUUGAGCUGCAUUGGUAAGUCUGAUUGGACAGCCACAGAAAAUCUGGGCUGGGGAAUAAAGGGGAGAGCUUUCAAAGGCUUCAGGAAGGAGAUCUACAGCGUUUGCAAGCUGAUUUCAUAUGCCUAAUGAAAUGCAUGCAUUUUUUUCUGCUGACUUUCUUCAUCUAUUUUGUAUAACAUCAGCUGGUUUAUGUACCCAGCAAUUGGACAAUAAAGCAAGAGUUCCAGAACUUUUAAAAUAAAUCUAUAUAUGAGGGAGAUUUUUAUUUUGUUUUUGGGUAGUGGAGUGUCCCUUUAACUCCAUAAGCUCAUGCAAAGUUCCUGUUCUGCACGUCAACGAGGGAAAGUGGACAUCUGAAGUCAAGGAAGAAGCAAAGCACAUUUUUAAAUUAUACCCAUGUCAUUAUUUCUAUUAUAAUUUAUGUUUUUUGACACUUAAUUUUAACUUUUCUCUGUUGUAUUUUAAUAUCAGAGUAAGUAAUGGAAGGGGAUGGUUCCAUCGUUAAAAAGAGGGUUCUUCCGCAGUGGAUGACAGAGGAGAAGGUGAACAGAACGUCACAAAGAGAUGUAAAAAGAAAAAAAAUAAUGUAAGAAAGUUAACCAUUUACCAUCUCUCCAUUAUAUACAGUUUUUACAGAGAUCUAAGUGUUUCAUAUUGAGAAGGGCAAUAAAUUAUAUAAUAACCAAGGAUUCAAAUCUUAUCCUUGAACGCUACCAGCAUUUGAAUUUAUCCAUUGAGAACAUUGCUUGUAAAAGUGCUCUUUGUAUCAGGAUAUACUCGUUUUAAUUGCAGUUUAUAUAAUUGCUGAUUAAUAAUUUCAGAAACGCCUCCCUGGUUGUCAGUCAUACAGCCGGGGAGAUUAUCUUCUUCUGCUGCUGUUAGAUCCACAGAGUGCGCUAAACUUCUGUGGAGUUUCUUGCUUGCCCACAUAGAUUGAUAAAAAGCAAUCUGCAUGCACGCUUGGGGCUUAUAAUAAGAGCUGUUUUUAAAUAUAUGCCCUGUGAAUUCUUUUUUUUUUAAAUAAAUGCAUGUCUUUAUUGGUGGUAUAUCUGCUAAAUAAUGUUAUUUCUUUUGGCGGGUGGAGGGGGGAGCAGUGGAGGGUUCCUUUAAGUCAGGAGUGCCUGAAAGGUAGCCCCUAAGUUGACCAAGUUUUACAUUAACAAGGAAUCUACAUUCAGUCAUCCCAAUAUAAAGGGGUAUUUGGUUAUUGCAUUUUCUUCAAAGCUUCCCCAAGGGUACAUAUCCACUUGUAUGGUAGCAUCCGUGGGGUCUGGUUUUGUUAAGUAAAUAAUUGUACCUAACACUGUCCCAACUUGGCAGCUCCAUUUGUGCUACCACAUCUUUUGCCAUAGCCAUGUCUAUUGUAUACUUCCAUGCAUGCGCAAAAGUACAAAAUGUAUAGGCAUAUACUGCAAGUCACUGCAUGUUCUCAGCUGCCAUUACUCACAACAGCUUCUGGAAAAGAGCAGGAUGUGGUGGAAUGAACUCCCAAUUUCCACAUUUUGCCUAAAGUGGGUUCCUGCAUGAGUUCUUCGAACAUUUUCAAUUUUAGUUUUUCUUAACGAAUCUAUCAUGACAAUGACAGUGCUGCGUUUAGGGUUAGCCUGAGAAUCCCUUAAUGCACUCAAUUGAUUUUUUUAAAACAUUUUACAGGCAUUUAUAAUCUAUCUAUUGUAUGUUUAUUGAAUGUAAGAAUUAAGUGAGAAUGUACGGUGAGGUUAGGAGUGAGUUUAUGACUUACUUGGUGGGGUGUUAAUUUACAUAAAAUGUCAGUCAAUGUUAUAAAACACCAGUAUUUUAUGUUUAAUAAGACAACUAGCUGACAAUUUUUUUUACUUUUUUAAAUUAACAUCGAUUAAAAAUGUCUGUUUCACAACAAAUCUAGUUCUAAAUCAACCAAAUUGUAAAACCCACAUGUAACGGAAUCGCUGGCACCCCGACCGGGUACCUUCCGCCGACGGAUGCUCCUAGUGCUUUCCGAGGACUCCAAGCACUCUGCCUGACACCAUAACCACUGCAGACCCCACGAACCGCCGCAGCUUGGUUGGGAUCUCGCCGUCUCCACCCACUCUGGACCCAGGACCAGGGUCCAACUUCCAGCAGGUCGACCUCUCUCCGAAUUCCAGAGAGCAGGAACAGGAACAAGCUCUUAGCAGAGCUUAGUGAUUAUACCCUGGGGAGUAUAGUGAUUAUAGCAAUCCCCAGAGUGUAGUUUCUCCAAUCCCCCAAACAUGAGCCGAAACUUCAUGAAGGUACAAGAUGAUCUGUUUAUUGGCACACAAAGAACCUUCUUUUAUGCAGGUCCCCAUGCAAGGGGACAUCCCACUGGGUGGGACAGAGUACAACCAAUCACACAAUGGUUACAUCCCACACAUCUCCUCCCCUUGAGGCAAUACUUUCCUAUGAGGAGGCCCUAUACUGUGCAUGGUGCUUGCCAUGUAUGCACAUUAGGACACCCAUCUGAUAAGUGCAACUUAGCAUUGAGUGACAUCGAUGUUGGAAUGGGGUAAGUGAUUAAACUUUGUAUUCCCAACACAAUAGUUUUCCUUUAAAGUGAGACUGUUGAAAGUGGACUUUUAGAGACAUUCAGCAUCCUAAUUUCUUAUAGUUUUUGAUUAGUUGCUCUAUUAUUCUUGUAUACUGUUCACCCUUUUUAUUGUCAAGAAGCCUUUCUAAAAACAUAUUCUACAACAGAAUUUUAUUUUAUUUUUAAAUACAUGCCACUAAUUCUGUUUAUUUUUUGGAGAAACAUUUCAUCUUUUAGUAAUUUUGUAAUCUGAGGACCAACAACUAUAACUUCUCUGAUUUAUGGCAUUGCUCUGUUAGGGAACUGUAUAUUUUAAAUAUUGAAAUAAUUUAUUUUCUUUAUUUAAGGCUUUUACAUAUUGAUUCAUAAGUCCCAAUUUUCUAUGAAGCAGUGGAGGAAGUACCAAAUUUGAAUCGACUAGUGGUUUAUAUUUAACGUUAUUUUUUUCCUGAAAUAGAUGGUUCUCUUGAAGACCAUUCUUUUACAUCAUAAUGCUGGUAGACAGCUCGACUAUCCCACAAAUAUUAGUCGAUAUUUCAGAAAUGUGACGUGAUAUAACAUUAUGUUCAAAUUUGUAAUUUAAAUUUAAAUUGACAAAAAUACACCAUUGUUCCCAUGUUAGAAACCUUAUGUCGGCUAGUGUCAUUGUAAUACACAAGUGGCAAGAAGGUUUUAUAUUCUCUUCUAAUCAAUUUUUUUUUUUUUUUUUAAAGGCUCUUAAAUGGUACUCAUAGGGACUGGAUUAAUUGCCCUCCACAACAAAGCAGUGGUUUCAUGCAAGUUCAUUUUAAUAUUAAAGGGACACUUUAGGCACUGUAACUGCUUCAUUUCAAUUGAUUAUAGUGUCUGGAGUCCCCUGCAGCUGUCCUUUAUUUCAGUGUUAAACCAUUUUAAAUAUUUUAAUGCUAAAUGAAAGUCCCCAGCAAACCUCUGUGCUGGACUAAUGAGAAAGCAUUAAUUGGCUGAGAGUGCCAGCUGACUGUUUCCAGCCUAUCAUAGCCACCCAUUGCUGAUAUAAAUGAAUUUGUAUGGCUAAGGAAUAGUGUAGUUUUUGCCCUAGCCAUACCUCCAGUAAGGACAGGGACACUUAUUCAGUGUUAAACUGAGGGAUAGCAGCAGAAGAAGCUAGGCAGUAUGACCAAUUUCAUGAGAUUCAAUGGUUAUAAUGCCCAUAGUAUCCCUUAACUAGCUGUGAUCCUUGCCCGUUAACCUCCAAUAAACCAAGAAAUGGUGCAUAUAUUUCAACAACCUUUAGGUUUUCUAUUGAUAUAAAAUAUAGAGUAAGCACUGCACAUACUCUGGUCUAGAAAGUAUAUGAAUGUGAUCAAUUUGUGCACAGUGGUUCACUUGAAUGGAAGUCAUUACAGCUGUAUUGUAAUUGGCUCCCAUUCUUUAAAAUGAGAACAUUCUACGUAUAUAUAUCAGCUAAAAUACUGCAAUAACAUAGUUCCUACUGUUUGUCUUGACCUUUUUAAGUGUUUUAUUUAGGUUCAAGUACAGUAAUGCAAUAAUCUGAAUGUUAUAAGCAUACUAUUUUUACUGUUUGAAAGUAUCCCUUGAAAGUAUUACUCGAAUGUUAAAAACAAAAUGUUGAUGUCCAGUCAUAUGCUUCUGAGAAAUCACUGGGAUAUACAGCACAUGUAGAGGAGCAGUGAAUCCAAUCCUUCUUUAUAGGAAGCAGUAGCCACAUUUGGAGUCACCAUGCUGUGUAUAAUAAUGCCAAAUGAGAAGUACUUCUAAAAUAGAAGCAUCUAAAGGUUUACAGCCACUAGAGCUGCAUUAUUAGUAAAAUAUGAACAUUGCCCUAGAAAAGGGCUUCUUACUCCAAAAUCACUGCAUUAAAAUGUAGUGUUCGACCGAUAUUGAUUUUUUUUUUUUUAGAGCAGAUACCGAUAAUCUGUGAACUUUCAGGCUAAUAGCCAAUAACUUACCGAUACCGAUAUUCUGUACAUUGACCAUUUAAAAAAAAAAACAAACAACUAUUUCUACACAAAUCUACUGUUAACUGAACAUGUUUAUUAUUUAUUUAUUUUUUUGCUCAUUUUUUUUUUUUUUUUAAUUAAGGUAAAUGCACAAAAUAUACAUGCCAGUCAGAAUAUUUUUAUGUUUUCAAGAAUAUGUGUGUAGUGGAUGCAGUGAGAGUAUUUGAUUAGUGGAUGCAGGGUGUGUGUAUAGUGAAUGCAGUGUGUUUGUGUAGUGUGUAUAUAUUGAAUGCAGAGUGUGUGUGUUUGUGUAGUGCGUAUAUAGUGAAUGUAGUGUGUUUGUAUAGUGUGUGUAUUAAUGAAUGCAGAGUGUGUGCCGUGUGUGUAUAUUAUUAUUAUUAUUAUUGCCAUUUAUAUAGCGCCAACAGAUUCCGUAGCGCUUUACAAUAUUAUGAGAGGGGGGGAUUUAACUAUAAAUAGGACAAUUACAAGAAAGCUUACAGGAACGAUAGGUUGAAGAGGACCCUGCUCAAACGAGCUUACAGUCUAUAAUGAGUGCAGUGUGUUUAUGUAGUGUGUGUAUAUAUAAUGAAUGCAGUGUGUGUUUGUGUAGUAUGUAUUUGUACCGUCAGUGUUUGUGUAGUGUGUGUGUAUAUAAUGAACGCAGUGUGUAUUUGUAAUGUGAGUGUUUGUGUAGCGUGUGUAUAUAAUGAAUGCAGAGUGUGUGUUUGUGCAGUGAGUGUUUGUGUAGGUAUGAACAUUGUUAAGUGUGUAAAAUGGGGGGGGACGGACAUUUUUAUUGUUUUGGAAAAAAUAUACAAAAUUUUUAAAUUGUGUUUUGUUCCCCCUCCCUGCUUCUUACCUGGCCAGGGAGGGGGGAUAUGGCAUUUCCUGGUGGUCCGGUGGCAUGGACUGUGCAGAGGGGGCCCUGCACACUCACUUACCUUCCAAGCAGCUCCCCUGUCUAACUCUCGCGGCCUGUGUGCCGCGCGGAGCAUUGCAAUAGUAACCAGUGGCAACGCUCUGACUGCUGCGAGACUAGCAAGAUUUAGUCAGGCGAGCUAAAGGGAACUGCUGGGAAGGCAAGUAAAAGUGUGCUGGGCCCCCCAGGACCCUGGUCUGCAUUAUCUGCAAUAUCGGUAUCUUUAUUGGCCGAUACCGAUAUUGCUGAAAAUACAGAAUAUCGGCCAGAUCGAUAAUCGGUGGAUUCCUAUUAAAAUGUUGCGAUUAUUGAGCUUAGAAUGUAAUAAGGGUACAAUUACACCAUCUAAAAGUGUUAAAACAUUCGGACAUGUCAAUACAAUAUAAAGUUCAAAUAAUAUACUUUGAUCAUCCCCCACAUCCUUUUACAGAGCCAUGAACUUUACAUGACUGGUUGUGCGGAUUAUAGGACGUAUGAUGUUCAGCAUGAGGAAGGGUGGGCCACGUGCAUGCAGAGUGAAUACUAGGUUGUACGCUGAUUAUACAAGUUAUCUAAACACCAAUGUACAGUUAAAAUGUUUAUUUAACCGUGAAGGCAUUUUGCUAAAAUAUUUGCUUUCUUUUGCAAUUUCUCACACUAGAUCUUCCAGGAACCGGACUGUGUAUUGUUUAAAUGAAAUGGAGCUUGUGGAUUAUGCUGUAGAGAUAAUUAAUAAGGUACAUUCAAUAUGAUAAUUCUCUCUUUCUGCUCUUCAUUUUUUUGUUUAAAGGAACACUAUAGGGUCAGGAAAACAAACAUGUAUUCCUGACCCUAUAGUGUUACAACCAACAUCAAGCCCUCCUGGACACCCCUUGCCCUACCUAAAUAUAGCAAAAUCUUACUCUUAUUUCUGUCUGCUGUUGCUGGCUCUACCCCUGAUCUGCCUGCUUGGCUGACAUCAUCAGAAGUGGUGUUCUGAGCCAAUCCUAAUGCUUUCACAUAGGAAAGCACUGGAUUGGCUUAAACUGUCAAGGAGGCAGAUCAGGGACAGAGCCAAGACAAGCCAAACAGCCCUGGCCAAUCAGCAUCUCCUCCUAGAGAUACAUUGAAUCAAUGCAUCUCUAUGAGGAAAGUUCAUUGUCUCCAUGCAGAGGGUGGAGACACUGAAUGUCAGUGCUGCUCACUAUGCAGCACUGCCCCAGGAAUCACCUUUAGGAGCCAUUUCAGGAGUGGACAGUGAAGGUAUCCCUAGGCUGUAAUGUAAACACUACCCUUUCUCUGAAAACAGUGUUUACUGCAAAAAGCCUGAAGGGAAUGAUUAUACUCACCAGAAAAAAUACAAUCAGCUGUUGUUGUUCUGGUGACUAUAGUGUCUCUUUAAUCUUUUACAUGCCAAUGAUGUAAUAAUAUAUAUAUUUGUUUUUAAAAACAACCUUCAAAGAUCGUAUAUCAAAAUUGAAUGUUUCACUCAUUUAACAAAGUCAGGGCUGCAAAUUGAAAAAUAAAACAUUCCUUACUAGUAAAGGGUCUUUAGGAAUACUUAAAGGGCUAAACUAAGCAUGUCAAACUCAAAGGCUAAGAUUGGCCCAAAUAAACAAGGUUUACGUUUGUGGGCUGCAAAAAAAAAAAAAUCCAAACUUCAGUUUCCAUAGAAACGUAGGUUUAUUUAGAAAAGUACAGUAUAAAAAAGUUGCCUGACACUGGACGUCCUCGCGCUCGUAGGGCUUCAAAAUAAAAAAAAGCAAAUUUAUUUUAAGAAAUGCUUUUCCAUAUAAAACAACGUUUCAAUCCAACUACCUUGACAUAUUAAGAAAUGUUUGGUAAUGGGACUGAAAUGGUGAAUGUAUGCUAUUGCACAGCUGUAAAAAACAAAUUACAUUGUCUUGUUUAUUUUGAAGUUCUAUGAGUGUGUUCUUCACUUUGGCUGAGAUCAUCAAACUUGAUGAUCUCAGCUUAUCCAAUGCUUUCCAACAGGAAAGCAUUGGGAGGCUAUUGUGCAUGUGUGGCAAAAAGCUGCGCGUUCAAACAGCGCCUACAUGCAGACCCAAUCCAACACACUGCCCCUCUUCCCACUCUAAUGCAUUUCCCCCAAAUCCAACCAUCUGCCCCUCCUCCCUCCACUCCACCAUACACUGCCCCCUUCAUCCAAUCUAAUACAUUGCCCCUCCUCCCUCCACUCUAAUUUAAUAGACUACCCCCACUCCCACCACUCUACUUUAAUACACUGCCCCCCUUUUCCCCCCCAAUUUAAUACAAUGGCCCCCUAACUUCCCCAAAUUAAUACACUGCACCCUCCCAUUAAUACACUCCCACCGUUCCCCAAGGUAAUACACUGGCCCCCUUCCUCCCCCCAGAUUAAUACACUGCCCCUUCCUUCUCUUAAAAUAAUACACUGCUCCCCACCCCCACCACUCUGGACUGCCCUCCCCCCAAUUUAAUACACUAGCCCCCUCCCAUCCUCAAAUUAAUACCGUUCGCCUCCUUCAAAUUAAUACACUGACCCCCUCCUUCCCCCAAAUUAAUACACUGACCUCCUCCCUCCCUCAAAUUAAUACAGUGCCCCCUUCCCCAAGCCUCUCUUCUCCUGCCUUACAAUUUUUUGUCCAUCCCUGGCACUGCGAGCAGGAGGGAAGGGGGAGUGGCUGCUCUGGUCUACUCAGCAGACACACAGCCACUCUGCCCUCUUGUGGCCGGGAGAGCAAGAAUCAGAAAAUAUUUUUCCUGUCUUGCAGGUCACAGCCACAGCUGAAAGCGGCCCCAGAUAUGUUCACUGUGGGCCGCGGGCCGCAUGUUUGACAUGCUUGGGCUAAACGAAUACUACUUUAAGUCUAAUUUUGAAUUUUAUGAGAGUUUUGCAAUGGCUGUUUCACUGGCUCAGAGCGCACACGGACAAUCUGAGCUGGCAAAAGGAGGGAUUCUGAAUUAAUCAAAACACCAAAAUAAAGUACCUGCGGAAGAGAGUGCACAGUGGGAGGGGAAAGCAGUCUUCCCCUUGCAGAUGCUCGGCCUGCAAGGGAGAAGAUCAUUACGUCUGUCAGUGUGCAGUGUAUGUUGACAACAGAAGUAAAACAUGCAUAGAAUUUGCUGCCUGGCUACCCUACUUCCUCUCUUCCAACAUCCCAUCCCUAAUUCUUGGAGACUUCAAUAUUCCCGUUAACCCACCUUUGACCCCAGCAGCCUCUAAACUACUUUCAAUCACUUCCUCCCUUGGACUUUUGCAGUGGGCUAAUUCUCCCACUCAUGUAGCUGGCAAUACCCUCGACCUUAUUUUCUCUUCUUCAUGUACAAUAUCUAAUAUCUGCAACACCCCAUUUCCUCUCUCUGAUCACCACCUCUUAUCAUUUGCUCUCAAUUACCCCCUCACCCAACAAUCUCAGCCUAACCCCCCUCAGCUCAGGAGAAACCUUAACUCUAUUGACCUCAAGCAGCUGUCAGCUGACAUUGAUUCACAACUGCUAUCCAUCCCUUCCCUCUCCUGUCCCUCACUGGCCAUCUCCACAUAUAACACUACCCUCACAUCUGCCUUGAACGCUGCAGCCCCGCUCAAAACAUGCACCUCGAGGAGAACACGACCCCAACCUUGGCAUAAUAAAUCAACACGCUAUCUGCAGAGUUGCUCCCGUUGUGCUGAACGCUCCUGGAGGAAGUCCCGCACCCAGGCAGACUUUCUCCAUUAUAGAUUCAUGUUGCUUUCAUACAGCGCAGCCCUCGCCCUCGCCAAACAGUCAUACUUUUCCUCUCUCAUUAGUUCAUGCUCCCGCAAUCCCAGACGCCUCUUUGACACCUUUAAUUCCCUUCUCCGCCCUGCUGUGGCCACCCCCCAAACUAACCUUACAGCUGAUAGCUUUGCAUGCUACUUUACCGACAAGAUUGAACAGCUAAGGAAACAAUUCUCCCCUCCUUGCCGUUCUCUUUCUCAACCACAUGUAAAUCUUGCUUUCCCUACCCUCCAGACUUUCUACCCAGCUACUGAACAAGAGGUGGCUGCGCUUCUCCAUUCCUCUCGCCCCACCACUUGCCCGCUCGAUCCUGUCCCAUCUCACCUCAUCAGAUCUCUCUCCCCUUGUCUUGUGCCUACCCUAACACACAUCUUUAACUGCUCUCUCUCUUCUGGCACUGUUCCUGCUGACCUUAAACAUGCCACUGUAAUACCUAUCCUGAAAAAAACAUCUCUUGACCCAUCCUCCCCUUCUAACUAUCGUCCCAUAUCCCUGCUCCCUUUCUCAUCAAAGCUUUUGGAAAGGCUUGUCUUUACCCGUGUGUCUCGCUUCCUUAAUUCCAACUCUCUCCUUGACCCUCUUCAGUCUGGCUUCCGCCCUCUCCACUCUACUGAGACUGCUCUUAUCAAAGUGACUAAUGACCUAAUCUCCGCUAAAUCCAAAGGUCAUUACUCCAUAUUAAUUCUCCUUGACCUCUCUGCUGCCUUUGACACCGUUGAUCAUGCUCUCCUCCUUCAAACUCUUCAAUCGCUCGGUCUCUGUGACUCGGUCCUUUCUUGGUUUUCCUCCUAUCUCUCCCAACGCUCAUUCAGUGUCUCCUUUUCCAAGGAUACCUCCUCCACUCGUCCUGUCUCGGUUGGAGUUCCCCAAGGGUCUGUCCUUGGUCCCCUUCUAUUUUCUCUUUAUACCGCCUCUCUUGGUAAACUGAUUGCCUCUUUUGGAUUCCACUACCACCUGUACGCUGAUGACACUCAGAUAUACCUCUCCUCCCCGGACCUCUCCCCUGCUGUCCUGCAACAUGUCACUGCUUGCCUUUCUUCCAUCUCUGACUGGAUGUCUUCACGCUUUCUGAAACUUAACCUCUCUAAAACUGAACUCCUUGUCUUUCCUCCUCCUAAUACUGAUCCUCCUCUCUCGCUCUCCCUUCAAGUCAGUGAUAUCCACAUAAGUCCAUCCCUGCAAGCGCGCUGUCUUGGCGUCAUACUUGACUCUGGUCUCACCUUCGAGUCUCACAUCCAGUUUGUUGCCAAGUCCUGUAGGUUCCAACUCAAAAACAUAGCCCGCAUUCGCCCCUUUCUUACACAAGAUGCUACCAAGGAGCUUGUCCAUGCUCUAGUAAUUUCCCGCAUGGAUUACUGUAACCCUCUCCUGAUUGGUCUCCCCAAAAGCCGUAUUGCCCCGCUACAGUCUGUAAUGAAUGCUGCAGCUAGACUGAUUUUCCUCUCUAGUCGGUCCUCUCACACCUCACCCCUCUGCCGGUCCUUACAUUGGCUCCCUGUAUGCUAUAGGAGUCAAUUCAAAGUGCUAACCCAUACAUUUAAAGCACUGAACAGUUCUAGCCCCGCUUAUAUCUCUUCACUGAUCCAUAAAUAUGCCCCUCCUCGUACCCUCCGCUCUGCCCGUGACCACCUCCUGACCACUGCUCGCACCCGUACGGCCAACUCGCGCUUGCAGGACCUCUCGCGGGCGGCUCCUCUCCUAUGGAAUAGCUUGCCUACUGCCAUCAGACUCUCCCCUAGUCUUCAAUCAUUUAAGAAGGGCCUUAAAACCCAUCUCUUCAGGAAAGCUUAUGGCCUCCCAGAGUAAUCUCUACCUUACAUACCUGUCUCCUGCUCUCUCCUAUGGGACAGUGCUUUGCUCUCUCCUCCAGCUCUGCUUCACUCCUACUUGAUAUUUAUUGUCCUAAUGUUUCAAAUACCCCACCUCCAAUAGUCUGUAAGCUCGUUUGAGCAGGGUCCUCUUCAACCUAUUGUUCCUGUAAGUUUUCUUGUAAUUGUCCUAUUUAUUGUUACACCCCCCCUCUCAAAAUAUUGUAAAGCGCUACGGAAUCCGGUGGCGCUAUAUAAAUGGCAAUAAUAAUAAUAAUAAUUCACAUUAGGCAGCCUGAGUCAUGUGAGCCGAGGAUGUAACUAGCCCCUGGCACACAAGUGCAAAUAACUCUGAAUGUACAGUAUUUUAAAAAACAAACAAAAAAAACUGCACUCCUGCGGUUACAACCACCAAGACCACUUCAAAUCACAUGGAAUAACCCUUUAAGUGAAAUUACCAUUUUUCUAAAUCUAAGUAGCAACAUGCCAGCUGUAAGUGUGCUUUUUAUGGCUUCUUUGAGCUAUUACCUAUCCCACUGCUUUUAUGACAAGCUUUGAGAAACACUGUAUUGGUUGGUGAGAUAACCUGUUGCAAUUGGAUUAGAGGUAAGAGCUUUAUGUCUCAGGAAAUAUAUUUAUAAUGCUUGGAUGUUAUAUAUAUAUAUAGCCCAAUAACUGUAAUUCAUCAGACAUGUGGAUUACAAAAUCCUCUUAAGUAGUAUGCAUGUAGACCCCAAAACAGGUUUAUUCACUAAAUUGUGUGCCAAAAUAUCGAAUUGGGAAAAAUAUCCAGCUCAUAUUUAGGCAUACAAUUUGAAAUUCUCUGGCCAAUUACAAAUAAAUCACAAUUCCUGAAAAUAUUAGAACAUAUACUCACCUGAAAAUCACUUCUGCACAUGUUUAGGUGAUCUCUUCAAAUUCUUGCACACUUUCUCUCUUUCAAAUUAUUCAUACAGCCAGAUAAAUAUCAUUUGGAGCUAGUCACAACAUUAAUCUUUAUCAGCAACAUAAAAGUUUAUUUUUUUUAUUUUUAUUAUUAUUAAUACAUUUCUAUUUCAGAGUAAAAAGCAGUUGGGUAAAGAAGAGAGAAAUACAAAAAUGAUACCUGAAGAUGUAGAGAUUGCCGAGACACCACCCAGUCCAGUUUCAGUGUCACAAAGCCCAAAACUUCCUGUUUCACCUGCCACAAAUUAUGAAACAACCACAAUGGCAUCUGGGACUUAUCCUGAGAACGAUGACGACCCAUUAAAAUUUGUCAGAGAAAUAUUUUUUAGUUGAUCAUAGCAAGAAGACAAUCAAGUCUACAGAUGCCCCCAAUUUGUUUUAAAACAUUUUUUGUGGAGUGUAUUUUUUGAAGAAACUCAAUGGACACUCAGUGGAGGACAAAUAUGGUUUCAGUAUUAGAGACAUUUUAUUUAUAAGUAUUUAUACUGUGCAUGCAAAAAAUGGUUAAAUUUACAGACGUGUUUGUAAUUAAAUAAUGUUUUGCAAUAGAUGCGUCACGUAAAAAUUUAUACCCAGAUAUCCAUUUUUCACAAAUACACAUUAAAUGUAAUUAGAUCGGAUCUGUCACUCUUUGGGAUGUUUUUGCAUUUCACAAAGAUCCCUUGACAGUGACAGAUCCAGUGCCCAUGAAGUGCAGAGGAG